This is a messenger RNA of Phacochoerus africanus (Common warthog), 941 nucleotides long. RefSeq names its product telomere repeat binding bouquet formation protein 2 (gene TERB2). The record is from RefSeq and is a predicted model, not a curated record. Lineage: Eukaryota; Metazoa; Chordata; Mammalia; Artiodactyla; Suidae. The transcript has 7 exons. Gene Ontology annotation, cellular component: nuclear inner membrane. Gene Ontology annotation, biological process: homologous chromosome pairing at meiosis; meiotic attachment of telomere to nuclear envelope. Bases 19 to 684 code for a protein of 221 amino acids.
GCGGGAGGAGGCGGUGCCAUGUUUCAAGGGCAGCGGGGUUGGUUUUGCGGCAGCGUCAGCGGAGACCUGAGGCAGUUCUGGGUGGCUGAAGGGGGAACGAUAAGUGACCUGAGAGCCGCGGACUACUUGUUCAGUUGUGACGCCUCACACCCAGACACGCUGAGAAUAUAUCAAAGCCUUGAUUACAUAGAAGAUAAUGCUACAGUGUUUCAUGCCUACUAUCUCUCUGCAGUAGCUAAUGCUGAAAUUAAAAACUCAGUGGCUUUAGGUCAUUUCAUUCUUCCUCCUGCAUGCCUUCAAAAAGAAAUAAGAAGAAAAAUUGGUAGUUUUAUUUGGGAACAAGACCAACGUUUUCUAAUAGAAAAGCAUGAUGAAGUAACACCAAAUGAAAUAAAGGCCUUUAGGGAAAGCAGUGAAUUAGCAACAGAUCACAAAAAAGAAUUAUCCACAAGCACAGAAAAGCAUUUUAUAAGGACUCCAGUUGUAGAAAAGCAGAUGUACUUCCCUCUUCAGAAUUAUCCAGUGAACAACAUGGUAACAGGUUAUAUAUCAAUUGAUGCCAUGAAGAAAUUUCUUGGGGAAUUACAUGACUUCAUUCCUGGAAGCUCAGGUUAUUUGGCAUACCAUGUUCAAAAUGAAAUUAACAUGUCUGCUAUAAAGAACAAAUUGAAGAGGAAAUAUUAAGUUAAUAUUGUCCUAUCUGGGCAUUUGUUUUCUAUAAAAUAUUACCAAAGAUGUGCAUAGUUUUAAAUUCUAUCCUUUGGGACAGGGAGAUGGGAAAUGGGGGAGAAUUCUUCUCUUUCUUCCUCAAAAUAUAUCUUCAGGAAAUUCAGAAUCAUUUUGGCUCUGUGUUUUGACAUUUGGGCUGGACUUUUCCCCAGCUUGUAACAUUGUGUGCACAAAUUCUGUGCAUAGUGAAUUAUGCACAUUGUUAUGGAAUA